This is a messenger RNA of Ipomoea triloba (trilobed morning glory), 2778 nucleotides long. RefSeq names its product ELMO domain-containing protein A. Bases 483 to 2306 code for a protein of 607 amino acids. Lineage: Eukaryota; Viridiplantae; Streptophyta; Magnoliopsida; Solanales; Convolvulaceae. The record is from RefSeq and is a predicted model, not a curated record. The transcript has 11 exons.
AUGGAUGCAUUACUUUGUGAUUUCAUUUUUUUUGGGUGUUUUGUUAAGAUGAUGAUAGAAAACAUAUGUUCUUUGUCUUACCUUUUAGAAGAAAAGGAAGAAGCUUUUUCAUGUUUUAUGCAAGAAUUGGAAUUCCAAAAAGUCUCCUUUUUUCCUCUUUGUGAAUGAAGUGGAUGCAGCAAAAAGUGGCCUUGGAUUACGCUAUCAAUCUCCCAUUCCAUAUGGAUUUUAGUAAAAAUUGUUCCUUUUUUGUUGGGCGUGUGGAGAGAGAAAUACAUGUAUGGAAUGAUGGGAGGUUGAAUUGUAGGUAAUUGAGAUGAGAGAGAGGAUUCCUUGAAUGAUGAGAGGUUGAAUAUGUAUGAAACAAAGCAUGGGGUGGGGCAAUCAUUUGGGUGACUUUUCAUCAAACAUGUUGGCUUUACCUUUUACCCCUGCGUUUGGAACGGUGGGGAAAAUCCUAUCCCUCACAUUUUCCUGUUCUAAUGAGGCUAAGGCUUAGGCAAUGCAUGCUUUCUUGUGCUUUUCUCCACAGAGUUGAUGAGGAUGAACUUUAUUGGGGCAGAAGGAAGCAGGAUGCAGAAUCAGCGUGGUCGGAUAAUUCUGCUCACGUAAUAUCACAGUUAGCCCAGUGUUUUACUAAUGCUAUGGUUGGACCACGAGCAUGGAUAGGAGGAAUUCUCAGCCGCUCAGGCAUUAAACGGUUUGGAAGUGACAAAUUUAUUGACUAUAUUCUAACUCCUGAGGAGGAGGAAAGUCUUCACAAGCUACAAGAAAGAUUAGGAGUAGCUUUUGAUGAAUCUCGGCCUGAUCAUCAAGAAGCGCUUCAAGCCUUGUGGAAUUUGACAUUUCCAGAUGUUGAGCUUAAAGGCCUAGUCUCUGAGCAAUGGAAGGAUAUGGGUUGGCAAGGAUGUAACCCAGCAACCGAUUUCAGGGGUUGUGGUUUUCUUUCACUCGAGAAUUUACUGUUCUUUGCAAGAAAUUAUCCGGAUUGUUUCCAUAGGCUACUUUUCAAGAAAAUUGGAACCAGGGCAACAUGGGAGUACCCAUUUGCAGUUGCUGGGAUUAAUGUUUCAUUUAUGUUGAUUCAGAUGCUGGAAUUAAGCUCAGAAAAACCGAAAUGUCGUCCAGGCAUUAAUUUUGUUAAAUUAUUAGCAGCACCUGCAGAAGAUGAAGAGGCAUUUGAUGUCCUUUACUGUAUAGCGUUUUCGUUGUUGGAUGCACAAUGGCUGGCUAUGCACGCUUCAUAUAUGGAAUUCAACGAAGUUUUGCAAGUAACGAGGACUCAAUUAGAGAGAGAAUUGUCUCUAGAGGACAUACGCAAGAUAACCGAUUUACCAGCCUUCAACCUGAUUGUUGCUGAUCAGUGUGCGGAUCUCACCAUCGAGGACGAGGAAACAGGAGGGUUGGAAGCCCCCUAUACUGAUGUAGUUCAUGUUGAGAGCUGGGAUCUGGUUGGCCGUUUCAUCACUGAUAGAAACAUUAAGUUCGAUCAUAUGCAGCAGGUGAUGGCCUCGACAUGGCGCCCGUUAAUGGGGGUACGAAUCUUGUCUCUGGAUGAAAACUUAUUUCUGUUUCAGUUCCCCCAUGUCAAGGACAUGCAACGUGUGAUUGACGAUGGUCCGUGGUCAUUCGAAAAUAAUAUUCUUGUGUGCAAACAAGUUCAACUAGGGAUAAGGCCGGAAGACGUUGGCCUGGACAAGGUUGCGUUUUGGGUCCAAGUUCAUGAUCUGCCUGCCAUAUAUGCAUCCCCGGAGUUUAUCGCUUGUAUUGGUGGGUAUGUGGGAACCUUUAUUUCUGAAGAUCCCAAUAACUUUGGGCAUUCUAGGAGAAGCUUCUAUCGUAUACGGGUAGAGAUGGAUGUCAAUGUUCCAUUGAAAAGGAGAAUGAAGCUUUUUCGCAAGGAUGGAUCAUUUCAAUGGCUCAUCUUCAAAUAUGAACGUCUGACUACUUUCUGUUUCUGUUGUGGAUUGCUUGGUCACUCAGAUAAAUUUUGCCACAAGGCUUAUGAGGAGGGUCUCUCACCACGUGAAUAUCUUUACGAUGCCACGAUGAGAGUUGGGGCGAGACGUCAAGUUCAACCAGUUGGACAAAAAUGGCUACUACCCGAUCUCCCUAUUAAAGUAUCUGCUGAUAAAUCGUCGGGCAGUGGUACUAAGGAUUUAGUUGUUCUGGAGGAGGAGUCUAGUGUGCAUGGUGAUCUUAAACGAAGAAGUGAAGAUGGAUCUAAAAUUGAUGUUGUGGUGAUUAAGGAUACGGUUAUGUCCGAGAGUUCAAAAAACUUGCAUUUGGCGUGCCCUUCCCAAUGAGUAUUAUUAGUUAACUGUCGGGGUUUGGGGAGUCCUCGCACAGUUCGAGAAUUGUUGGGCUUAAACAACGCCCCAUGUUUGUGUUCUUAAUAGAGACGAAAGCUAGAUCAAAGCAGGUGGAAUUCCUUCGCAUUCGAUUAGGUUUUGAUGGUUUGCUAUGUGUUGAGAGGUUUGGAUUGGGUGGUGGACUUGCGCUGUUUUGGCGUGAUAAAGAUGUAGCAUCGCUAUUGAGUUACUCACAAAACUACAUUGAUAUGGUAGUUACUUUACCUGAUAAGCCAACUUAUAGACUUACUUGCUUUUAUGAUUUCCUGGAGCGAACAAGACGUUAACAAUCUUGGGAUUACGAAAUCUCCAGGGACAAUCCUCAUUACCUUGGGUUGUUCUUGGUGACUUCAACGACUUGUUCUGCCAAUUUGAAAAAUAGAGGUCCACAUGUUCAUCUGAAUUCCCUCAUUCAAGGUUUUAAUGA